AUAAUUAAGGAGGAGACGUUUUAACCCCUUUCCUGCCAACCAAGCUCUUCAAGCUCCACCCCAUCUGUGCUCUCUGGAAAGCAGUCCUUCCCUUCUAGGAAUCCAUCCAGGCUACAUUCACCACAAUAUGCGUUCUAAAAUGGCAGCGACUUGCUUGGCUGCAGCUACUUCGACUCUCAAGAAGGUUGGGGGUUUGGAGUUGAAAGCGCCCUCCGGCUUGAGGGAUUCUUUGGGGAUUGUGACAACACAGCAGAAUUGUAUUCCCAAACUGUUACACAACCGUCAGUCUACAUCGGAUUCGGGGAUUUUUAUCAAGAGAGGAACCAUUGACAAAGCUGUUCUGAAUUCUCUACUUGGUGCUGCAGUUGGCCUGGGGACGGCAGCGGUGGCUGUUCCGGCCGCAGUUGGCAUUCUGGGUUUCAGUAGCGCAGGAAUUGUGGUUGGCUCGAUUGGCGCCAAGAUGAUGUCUGCUGCUGCCAUUGCAAACGGAGGUGGAGUGGCUGCUGGGGGUUUGGUUGCCACCCUGCAGUCCAUUGGGGCUGCAGGGAUGCCGACUGCUGUGACAGCAGCAACAACCGCCACAGGAGCAGCGCUGGGAGCCUUAAAGAACAUUUGGGGUUGAGGGGCCAGAAAACAUCCCCCCUCCUCUUCUCCAUAGUAUUAGCUGACUGCUUGAAGAGGAAACGGUUAGAUCUUCAUAGAGUCCUCGAAUGAGUAUAGUUUAGCCUGCUUUCUUAUGAACUUGUUCCACUGUUUUUCUUGUUCUAAAAAUUCCUUAUAUAAUUUUUUUGUGCCUCAGUUUAUAUUAAAUGUAACGGCAUGUC
Pseudonaja textilis is the source of this 824-nucleotide messenger RNA. Its product is annotated as interferon alpha-inducible protein 27-like protein 2A. Gene Ontology annotation, biological process: intrinsic apoptotic signaling pathway; release of cytochrome c from mitochondria. Lineage: Eukaryota; Metazoa; Chordata; Lepidosauria; Squamata; Elapidae. The record is from RefSeq and is a predicted model, not a curated record. Gene Ontology annotation, cellular component: mitochondrial membrane.